CUGGGAUGAUUCCCUGGGGACCAAAAUGAACAUCCCAUCCAGGAGGGCGUAGCAGCUGCUUGGAGGGAGGACCUGGAGAAACUGAGGGACAUGAGACUUCACAGAGACCCUCUGACAGGGGUUUUGUCCUUUGGCUUGGUCUCCUUAGUUAAGUGACAGUCUACGUGCCUGGCCUCGAGGGAUGGCCAGCCUGAGGCCCAGCCGACCCACCUGCAUCAGGGCAGCGUUCAGUGCAGCUGGCUUUCGCAAGUGGCAGAGACACUCGCGCCAUCGUCUUCAGAUCAACUCCAGAAGGAACCUCAUGGACUUUGCUGAAGGCAUCUGGAGAGAGUUUUUAGAUCCUUAUGAUGGAGACUCGGAGGAUACCCCAGGUCAUUCCAACUACCGAAGCUGCCGCCAGCGUGCCUACCGCCUCCUGGGUGACAGGAGCCGCAACUCGCCUUCCUACACACUGAGGUUCAAGACUGCUGAGGAGACCAUCUCGGAGGACUCGGUCCCAAAAGCUCCAGACCUCACCAUGAGAGCCUCUGGCUGGACCCCCAUAACCCUGGAAGCCAGCGAUGUCGACAUGCAGCCUGAGGGUGAACUAAAGGCACUCGGCCCCCGAGAGGCCAACGGACAUCCUGGCAGGCUGUCCCCAUCACCAGAGGACUGGAGGAUGACAAGGGCUGCCAGCCCCCUCAUCCCUGUGGAGAGCCCAGAGAUAAGCAGACACCUGCUGAGCAGAGCCAGAGCCACCAGGCCCCCACCCAGGCUUGGGAGUGAGAGAGAUAAGGGGUCCAGGCUGUCGAUUUCCAAGAGAAAACUGGAGCUCCUACUUGGAGAGCCUGAGAUAAUUAAGAGGAAGAAGAAGUAAGGAAGCUGAGCACAAGUCCGGUGCUGCUGCUGAAUCUGGGCCUCCUCUCCAAGUCAUGGCCUCCCCAUGGCGGCAGGACAAGGUUCCCAAGUGCAAAUAAAAAUGGCACCACAAGGAGGUGCCCAUUCUUGGC
Rattus rattus (black rat) is the source of this 989-nucleotide messenger RNA. RefSeq lists its product as uncharacterized. Bases 182 to 856 code for a protein of 224 amino acids. The record is from RefSeq and is a predicted model, not a curated record. Lineage: Eukaryota; Metazoa; Chordata; Mammalia; Rodentia; Muridae. The transcript has 6 exons.